Molecule: messenger RNA, 3616 nt
Organism: Ziziphus jujuba (common jujube)
Lineage: Eukaryota; Viridiplantae; Streptophyta; Magnoliopsida; Rosales; Rhamnaceae
Exons: 5
Coding region: 326-1183 (285 amino acids)
Source: RefSeq, a predicted model, not a curated record
UGCAUAAUAACUCUUUAAGAGUUAGGUGCCAACGAGAGCUGUGCGUAGUACGCACCUCCUUUUCUGGUUGAGAUUGAACUUGAAACCCACGCAAUAAAUAAAAAGGAAAAAAAAAGGAAAAGCACAAAAGAAAUUCUGAUUUUUUUAUUGCUCACAAACCCUAAACUUUGUUUUCUUCCUUAAUUCACAGAACAUAAGCUCUAAAUCUUGUGGAGAAGCAUAAUCACAAAGAAAUUGAUAGAAAGCCCCUUCUUGUGGAGGUCGAAUUUCGCUCCCUUAUUGAGGAAGGUUUUAGAUACUGGGAUCUUUUGAAUAUCUAGCGGCAAUGAGAUUCAAGAAGGGGAGCAAGGUGGAGGUACUAUGCAAAAAGGAAGUACCACUAGGGGCAUGGCGUUGUGCCGAGAUUAUCUCAGGUAAUGGGCACUCUUAUAGUGUCAUGUAUGAUUGGUCUUCAUCCAUGGAAAACGAGGUGUUUAUGGACAGAGUCUUGAGGAAGGCUAUUAGGCCUUGCCCUCCUCCCGCCAGAAGUGUGGAGAAUUGGGCAGUUGGUGAUGUUGUAGAGGUUCUUGAUAUUUGUUCAUGGAAAAUAGCCACAAUUUUGAAGGUAUUGGAUGGGGCUCGUUGCUUGGUCAGGCUGCUUGGAUCUUGUCUGGAGUUCACUGUCCACCAAUCUAAAAUCAGGAUUCGUCAAACUUGGAAAGAUGACAGAUGGAUUGUAUUUGAAAAGGGUUCUGGGAGUUCUGAAGUCAUGAAAUCCAACAACUUGGAUAAUUUGAAUUGCUGUAAGGUUCGACAGGUUGAUACAAGAAUAAAGAUACCGGCUUCAAAUGAUUGUUUAGCUCUUGAGGAGAACAUUGGGUUCCAAGAUUCUCAUUUCAUCUCAUCGAGGUCGUUGAAGAGAGCAUCUCCUUUUUGUUCUUCUUAUAUUGAAGCAUAUCCUAGUAAACUCAGAGCAAUUGAGAAACGAAGUGAGUGUCAACAAGUGCUUUCCAGGUCCCCAUCUUCCUUGCUCAAAAAGGGAACAAAUGUAACUUGGAAACCAUGUAUCAAACAUCUUAUAAAGAAAUGGAUAUAUCAGGUUCUUCAUGGUGCUGUUUACUCUUUUUCUGUAUUUGCCCCCAUUGUUCUGGUGGUUUAUGGGCCAAAGUUGGAGGCUUGCUUGCCUAGCUUCCAAAGGUCAUGAGAUGAUGCUGGGGUUUGCCAUCUUGCACCUGGCACAAAGAAUGGGAUGUUAUCUACAUUCAAUUUUCUACAUAUUUGGCAAUUUAUAGCCAGCAAGUGGUAUCAAUAUUUUCUGCUUUUGAAUGAUGCAUUUCAAUUUUGGUUUGGCUUGGAAUUGACGAUGCUUCUUGUGCCUAAAGUAACGUAAACUUUGAAAAUGCUGCUAGGAUAAUCCUGACAUGGAAUGUCUUUUUGUCAAACUCAGAAUUUAGAUAAUGCACAUUGCCACAUAUCAUGCUUAAUGAGUAUGUUUUCUUUUUUACUUGUUAUUUCUCCCAAUGAAUGUUUGACUAGUACCAAGGGAGAUAUAUUUUUAAAGUGGCUUAAUGUGUUAUCACAAACUGCACUUUUUCGUGUAUCUAUAUCGAAGAACUGGGAUAUAUUUUAAUUGGCUUCUCCUACUGUAGUGCUAUCCAUUUUCACUAUAGUUUUUAAAAUUCCACAUCCCAAAUUGUGUUUGCUGUCUGACAUUAUUUAUGUUAAGAAUAGUAUAAUUAUUUAUUUUAAGAAUUACUAUUUUAAAUUGCUGAAAUUGUAUAAAUGUUGGUGAUGGGAUGAUAGAUUCUAUUCAAGUGUUUUGUACCAUAAUUUUUUUGGUAUGCAUCAAAUUGAAAUAGUUGCCUUUUGAAAUUGAGGAAUCAAAUAUGUGGAAGGUUCAGGAGAAAUAAAAGGGCACUUACAUUUCUUCAGGAGGUAGUCCAAACAAGUUACUGGGACAUUAUCAAAAAAUCUUUAUCAUCUAUACAAAAAUGUCUUGUGCAAUGCAUUUAUUCAUAACCUAUGCGCAAAAUGGGAUGAAAGAAAAUUUUUUGCAUGGAAAUAUAGUCAUGUGAUUGUACAAAUUUGAUAAUUUAUAAAUGUAAUUGUUAAAUUUCACUUGCAGAAAAAUGAAAAUUUUAUCUUCUUGUACAAGUCCUUAGAAGAUCGUCGAACUUGAAUAAAGGAAUUUGAGUUGUGGUAUGGAAUGCUUUUAAUGAAUGUUUAAGCUACAAUUAAAUGCAACAACAGACUUACGGAAAGAAGGAUUUUGCAGACUAUGUGCGGUUUUGUUUUUCCUAAUGGCUUCAUUUUCAAGAAUCUGACUCGGAUAAGAGCUUCAACUUACCAAUGGUGAGUUAUCUCUAUGUGUAUAUAUGAGCACACAAUUUGUUGUUGUUGUUCCCCCUCUUCUCUUCUCUUCUCCUUUUAUAUCUAUUUAAUUUUGACAAUUUUAUGGUUUGCAAAAUAUGUUUGUUUGGAUCUUUAGAUGAUCUUGGAAACUUGCUACAAGAGAUUACAGGCUUGGGAUGUUAAAUAACUUGGGAAAUUUAUAUUUACUUUUUGCCUCUUUUCUAGACAUGGGUAUGGUUGGUCAGGUGUUUUAAUUAUUCUUUUCUCUUUUUUUUUUCUUUUUUUUUUUUUUUUUUUUUUUAAUUAAUGUAUUAACUGUUUUGCGUGGAAAUAUGCUAAUUGAUGAGUUUGUGUUGGUUGAUGUUAUGACAUGAAUGCGUUUGGUCAGAAAUAAGUAUUCAGGUGAUUGUCAUUUCUUUCUGGCUUUGUUAGAUUGCUGAAUGGUAGGCCUAAAGAAGACAACUGAACUAUCAAAAUGGUGUGUAAGACUGUAAUUGUCAAACUAAGUUAACUAAUAGGACAUAAUUGUGUUUACUUUAACUCAUCUGUUGGGAAAGAUGAAGGUAAAAAUCUCAGUUUUCUAUUAACCUUUUGUCCCCAUAUUUUUUAUUCAUAAAAGAAGUCUGUGUACUUUAGAUUUCUAGUUUCUUUUUCAUUCGAAGUAGAGAUGGUAAAGAGAAAUGUAUUUUUAGAGCCAUCUCAUAAUAAACUUGUUUCAAGAAGCAUUUGCAUAUUAUUAGGGAUAUGGAAGACAUUUUAUUGUCUUCCUUUUGCAGCAGGAAUCUUACUUCUUCAGUUGAUGAAAGUCCAUGUAGUUUAUUUGUUUAACUCGUGGGACCAAAUGAUGCUCUUAUUCUGCUUCAUCAAGUAAAUGACAAUUUGAUCCUAGUUUUCAGAGAGAUUGUUUUGUCAUGGAGUUUAUUUUCUAAAAUUCCACUUGGGUACUGCUUGUACAGCAUUUGGAAACCUUGUGCAAAUUUACAAAGGGAAAGAUGCAGGAAGAAGCGUUUGUACCAUUUGUGUUUGCAACCUACCCUUCUGCUAAUUGUUGCUUGUGAUACGGUCUCCAAGUGAGGAUAAGCAUGUCUUUAGACGUCUAUUUGAACUUGGAAUGAGGUUAUUCUGUUUUAGAGAACUGUAAUGGAGUAUCAGGUGCAAUUUUUGACUGUAAAGAUAUCCUUUCAUUUGUUGUUCAUUAAAAGUGCGUUUUGGCAUUUCAAUGGAUGCCGAAUGUAUCAAAUAAUUGAAUAAAUUAUUAUAUACAAAAAAGAAAAUAUUUCAUCUA